UUCUAUAAGUGAAAUUACGUAUCUUUUUCUUUUAUUUUUCUUUAGAAGAUACAAUUGAUCGAGAAUUGUCAGACUACGGUUGUGCCCUGUCCGUAAGAUAUAAAUAUGGUGAUCUUAAAGAACCACAGCCAUUAAUUCUAACACGAAAUGGUACUGUAUCGAAUAUACUUUAUCCCAACCUAAAGGGUACGUUAAAAAUGCAAACAGGUCAGUCGAUUUAUUUGGCAUGUCCGGGUGAAACAAAUUUUGUGAAAAAAACUAAAUACCUUAAGGAAGUUAAAGCUACCUGCGUAAGGAAUCAAAUGUUUAACGUUAACGGUGAAAAUAAAAAUUUUUCAUCGUUAACGUGUCAUCAUUUACCGGAAAACAUGGCAAGGCGUACGAAUUCGUGGUGCUACGACGAUAAAAGUGCUCACGUUGAAAUUGGUUUCAAUUUGACUACCGGUUUCCUUCGCAUAAUAGAACUAUGUCGCAAUGAACAAACCUAUAAUACGUAUUACACGAAAUUUAGGAUGACGAAAUGGAUCGAUGGAUACCAGAGAAGUUAUCCAAGACCGUGGAAAUGGACGGCUGGAGAUUAUUUCGGAAAGAUAGAUAUUAACGGGCAAUACGUUUACGAGAGGCAACUUCAAACACUUGCGAAACUUUUGAAUUCGACCGAAUUGGCUAAGUCCCAUUUAAAUAAGACAGUACAGUUUCUGAGUCGCGGACAUUUGGCGGCAAAAUCUGAUUUCGUUUACGGUGCUUUGCAAUCGUCGACAUUUUGGUUUUUGAACGCGGCGCCUCAAUGGAUGUCUUUCAAUUCUGGCAAUUGGAACGAGCUCGAAUCGAACGUCAAAAAGUUCGCAUCUAAUCGUUCUUUAGAUCUCGAUGUUUAUACGGGUGUACACGGUCAAAUGACCAUGCCGAAUAAUCAUGGCAAACAACAAGAUAUAUAUCUCUACGUCAAUGGCACAACCAAAGCUGUUCCCGUCCCCAAAUUCUAUUGGAAAAUAAUCCACGAUCCACAAAGUAAGAAAGGUACCGCAUUCGUCGGUUUGAAUCAUCCCUUUAUCAAGUCGAUCACGGAAGACAUCUACAUAUGCAAGGAUAUCAGCUCGACGAUCAAAUGGCUCACCUGGAAACCUAAAGAUAUCAAAAGUGGUAUCUCCUAUGCGUGUACAGUCGACGAUCUACGUAAGGCAGUACCGACUAUUCCUAAAUUUCAAACGUUCGGCGUUUUAAUCUAAGAAUCGAUAGGAAUCAUUUUUCAGAAUAUAUGAAUACUUCCUAAAAAGUAUUAAACUAAAGAGUAUGUCUACUCUAUUAGUUACGUUCGAUUAUUUCCUUUGAUCUUUGACACGUGCCGAUUAUUUCCUUGGUUAACGACCUGCUUGACCUACAAAUCUAAUUAUUCUUUUUCGAUCUUAU
Messenger RNA from Polistes canadensis, 1410 nucleotides. RefSeq lists its product as uncharacterized. Gene Ontology annotation, cellular component: nucleus; mitochondrial inner membrane. The record is from RefSeq and is a predicted model, not a curated record. Bases 198 to 1229 code for a protein of 343 amino acids. Gene Ontology annotation, biological process: apoptotic DNA fragmentation. The transcript has 2 exons. Gene Ontology annotation, molecular function: metal ion binding; single-stranded DNA endonuclease activity; nucleic acid binding. NCBI's taxonomy places the organism in Eukaryota, Metazoa, Arthropoda, Insecta, Hymenoptera, Vespidae.